Messenger RNA from Cutaneotrichosporon cavernicola, 1245 nucleotides. RefSeq lists its product as uncharacterized. Gene Ontology annotation, molecular function: phosphoric diester hydrolase activity. The record is from RefSeq and is a predicted model, not a curated record. Gene Ontology annotation, biological process: lipid metabolic process. Lineage: Eukaryota; Fungi; Basidiomycota; Tremellomycetes; Trichosporonales; Trichosporonaceae. The coding region runs from base 1 to 1245 and encodes 414 amino acids. The transcript has 3 exons.
AUGACCAUCCGCAUCAUCGCUCCCGGCCGCCAAGUCACUGCCGCCAGCGCCAACGGCAACGGUGUCAACAUCUCGAUUGACGGACACCACUUUGUCGUCGAAGCCAACCCGGGCGACAACAUCCAACUCGAGCUCGACAACGGCAGUGUUGACGUCCCACCACCCAACGAUGAUGACCGCCGCCGUGGUUGGCGCCGCCUCAACGCCAACAACGCACUGGCCUACGCCGUCGAGGAGGACAAGAUCGUGGUCCUCCCAGCCUGCAACAUGAACAACUGGAUGAGCGGCCUCCCGGACGACCGCGCGCUUGCGGAUCUCACCAUUCCCGGAACCCACGAGUCAGCGGCGCUUUUCGGCGGCUUUAUCUCUCAGUGCCAGAAUCACGAUGUCGGCCAGCAGCUCCAGCAUGGCAUCCGCUUCUUCGACAUCCGUCUCAAGGCUGUUGGUAACGAGCUGCAGACCUUCCACGGCGUCCAGGCGCAAAACUCGACGCUCCGCCAGCAGGUCGAGUGGAUCGAGGAAUUCUUGCGCCAGAAUCCCCGCGAGACUGUCAUCCUGUCGAUCAAGCAGGAGCAGGAGGACGCUGAGCAGUUCCCGCAGCUCGUACAGGAUGCACUGUCGUCAGGAAUGUGGCGGUUCGAUGAGAACUUCCCAACGCUGGGCGAAGUGCGCGGCAAGGGCAUCUUCUUCAGUCGCUUCGGCAAGAAGAGCGACGACCAGUUCCCGAACGGCCAGGGCCUCAAGCCCAUGCGGUGGCCAGACAACCAGGCAGACGGCUUUGACCAGGACUGGCACGGCACCCAGUUCCGCAUCCACGACUGGUACGACACCGACAACAUUGCCGACAAGACAAGCGGUGUCACCAACUACGUCGACUCGACAUGUGAUGGGCGCGGUGCGGGUGUCGGCCCCAACCAUCCCAUGACGAUCGCCUUUGCGUCCGCUGGCAAGUUUCCCGGAGCGCCGCCGCACUGGAUGGCGUCGGGCGGCUCGGCCGGCGGCAUGUCGCAGGUUCUGUCAGUCGGCGCGAGCCUGUUCGGCAAAAUCGGCGGUGGCGGUGGCGGUGGCGGUGGAGGGGGUAGCGAUACCGGCCCAGAGGGCGGUGUCAACGCCCGCCUCGUCCGGUGGCUCCUCAACAAGGCGAUGGAGUGUCGCCGACCGCGUGCAAUUAUUAAUCUCGACUUUUACGACGAGACGAACGGGAUGCAGGAGCUCAUCGCUGCGCUCAACGCGCUCCCGGAGUAA